AUGCCGGGGCUUUCGUCCCUCAAGGCAGCAGAAGCGUGGCGCAAGCUACUUCAUACGACUAAUGGAAUGGUGUACCAGUGGUGCAAGGAGAAUUCGGAAAACGGCACAGCGCACUUGCCUAAUCUGUGUGCGUCAGUCCUGGCACAAGCAGAAGGCAAGGCGACCCUUCAGCUGGAGGAAUCCCUUAUGUGGGCGGCAUUGACCGUUCUAUCAGGUGGCCUGGAUACGAAUAUCUCAACGAUUCUAUCGUUCAUUCUGGCCAUGCUGCAUUAUCCCGACGUGCAGAAGAAAGCGCAAGCUGAGAUUGAUGCCGUAGUGGGGAGCGGACGGCUCCCGCAAAUAUCGGACAAAUCGUCGCUACCGUAUAUCCGAAGCGUGAUUGCUGAGUCAUACCGCUGGCUUCCCGCCACUCCCCUAAGUGUCCCACAUGCACUGGACGAAGACGACAUCUAUGACGGUUCCUUCCUGCCCAAAGGCUCGAUAAUUAUGCCGAAUGUGUGGCACAUGCUACAUGAUCCUAAGAUCUACCCCGAGCCGGACGCGUUCAAACCCGAGCGCUAUGGCGGUAGCGAUAUCGAGAUGAAGAAGGUGACAGACAUCGCAUUUGGAUUCGGCCGACGCGCAUGCCCUGGAUUCUAUUUCGCCGAAGGCACAAUAUUCUCAAUCGUCGUGACCGUGCUGGCAACGUGCGACAUAGUGCCCGUCGUCAACGACCAUGGGCAAGAGAUUAUUCCCGAUAUCAGAUAUUCAACGAAUGUUGUACUUUGCCCUGAGGAUGUCAAAUGUACAUUUCGGCCACGGUCAGAGCAAGCCAAAUCGGCGCUCAUCGACAGCAUGACCGGUGUACUCUGA
This is a messenger RNA of Postia placenta MAD-698-R-SB12, 852 nucleotides long. RefSeq lists its product as hypothetical. Gene Ontology annotation, molecular function: iron ion binding; monooxygenase activity; heme binding. Bases 1 to 852 code for a protein of 283 amino acids. Lineage: Eukaryota; Fungi; Basidiomycota; Agaricomycetes; Polyporales; Adustoporiaceae. The transcript has 6 exons. The record is from RefSeq and is a predicted model, not a curated record.